AUGGUUGUCGAGCUCCCGUACAGUCUUCACAGCCGGUAUGCAUCUAUUGCAAUUGCCUGGACUGUCAUCAUCAUCCCUCCCGUCUUCAUAAAUCUAGGCUUAUUCUACGGUCUCUGGUAUGGCAAGCCAGAAAUAGAUCGCCUGCACGUUUUGACACUCCCAACGGCAGUCCUCGGGAUCUUCACAGCUAUCGCUAUUGUCGACCGCGUCUGGAAACUGACUCGCUCUUCACCAGAAUACCGUCCACUCAACUCACCACGCCACGCUCUCGAUAUCUUCCAAUGGGGCUAUUUUUUGGCUUUGAUCCUCAUUUCCGCCCUGAUCACUUCUGCUCUCGCGAGAGGGGACGCGGAUCAGGACGGCCAUGAUUUGCAGAUUCGUUUGAUCUCAUUACCAGCAGCGGUGCUCAUGUACCUCGUGGCCACUCUCGCCUUGUUGUCAUUGGCUCUCAGCCGCCUUGAACUGAAGCUGCCGUUCCGGUUUGGCAGUCUGGACGCUGGAAAUGUGGUGAGACCAGCAAUAUUCUACAUUGUCGAAGACAUUGUGGCGGUGGACGGCGGCGGCGGGCUAGAGUAUCGCAAAGCGUUCAUUGCGCGAUAUGACAGUAGCCCGAUCUUCCGCAGGAUGAUCUGGGACCUGAGCGUGGUAUGGAUGCUAUACUUCUACGUCUUUGCUGUUCUUCUUACAGUUCUUGUGUUCACGUUGCCGAAAGCGGCUGUAUAUGUAGUUGGGUGGGCUGGCCCAUUUCCAUUUGCAGGUCUGCUGGCUAUUUGGACGAUAUUUCAUGUCAAGUCAGAAUUACGAAAGGAGAGGAAGGGCCCGCUCGAGAACGAAAGGACACCGCUUUUAAGCUGA
This is a messenger RNA of Mytilinidion resinicola, 855 nucleotides long. RefSeq lists its product as uncharacterized. The coding region runs from base 1 to 855 and encodes 284 amino acids. NCBI's taxonomy places the organism in Eukaryota, Fungi, Ascomycota, Dothideomycetes, Mytilinidiales, Mytilinidiaceae. The transcript has 2 exons. The record is from RefSeq and is a predicted model, not a curated record.